Cucumis melo (muskmelon) is the source of this 1055-nucleotide messenger RNA. Its product is annotated as bZIP transcription factor 53. Gene Ontology annotation, cellular component: nucleus. The transcript has a single exon. The coding region runs from base 483 to 872 and encodes 129 amino acids. The record is from RefSeq and is a predicted model, not a curated record. Gene Ontology annotation, biological process: positive regulation of DNA-templated transcription. Gene Ontology annotation, molecular function: transcription cis-regulatory region binding; DNA-binding transcription factor activity. Lineage: Eukaryota; Viridiplantae; Streptophyta; Magnoliopsida; Cucurbitales; Cucurbitaceae.
CUUUUCGAUCCAUUCCACGAUGUGUUACUACCAAAAAACAAUGGGCGACUAAAUUUCAAAUUUGUUGAAAGGACUGAAGUCCACGGUUGAAAUUACACCGACUAGUUUCUUCGUUCUUCAUGAUUUGAUUGUUAAUCAACUCCUAGUUUGGCAUCCGUAUUUUUCCAUUUUCCUAUAAAUCUUCUUGUGCAUAUUCAUUCUUCCCCAAUUCAAUAUCUAUACUCCAAUUUCGGAAAAUCCAUCCGUUUAUCAAUCUGGAACCAUGUUCUUUCUCAAGUUUUCAUGGUGUUUACUCUACCUUACACGCCAAAUUCAUCUUCUCCACUCGAUCUCUGCUUUGUUGCCGUAUUGGCACUUCAAUCAUCGUCAUCUUCUAGCCUAACUCCUCAAUUAAAAUACCGACCCAAACAGAGAACCCACAACUCAUUUGGAAAUGACCUCUUUCCUAGGGCAAAUCAACAUCUCGGGCUUCUCAAAAUAGGAUGAUCGACGACACGAAGAAGAAGAUGAAGAGGAUGCAAUCGAAUCGAGAAUCUGCUCGACGAUCGCGAAUGAGAAAGCAGAAGCGAUUUGAAGAUUUAACAAGCGAAGUGAGAGAAUUACAGAUUGUGAACAGUCGGAUUGUAGAAAGCGUCAAUGGCAGGGAGGAAGCAAUGGUUGAAAUUGAAUCGAUGAAUAAUUUUUUGAGAGUCGAAGCAAUUGAAAUGACGUGCCGGCUUAGAGCCUUGGAUUUGGUGCUUCAAAUCCAAGACGAUGCGAACGCUGUUGCUUUUGAUGUUCGUGAUCCUCUGUUGGAACCUUGGCAACUCAACCAACAAAAGCAGCCACCGCCGCCGCUGAUGGCGGCGGAUUACGGUACGUUUUUGGUGUAAUGGUGGAAAGUUCGAUUUCCAUCUCCGAUCAAUGAUGUACUUGAAAAACGAAAAAUUUAAUCAAUGUGUUUCAAUUUGAUCGUAGAUUAAGCUUUCAAAUUACGAAGUUGUUUAUAAUAGAUGUAUAAAUUUAUUUCGCAUCUAACAAUUUAUGGUACUCCAACGUCUAUAACAAUUAUUGUA